AGGGAGACUAAUUGACUCAGUCCAUCCAAUACUUCCAUAUACACAACAUAAUAGAGCAUAGAGGGAUGGAGCGAAUGGAGCAGAGGCUCUAUGGAGCUGCAGUUGAAGGGAGUGUGAGUUCCUUGUUGGAAUUGCUUCAAGAAGAUGGAUUGAUUCUUGAUAGAGUUAUUGUCAAUUGUUUCUCUGAGACUCCUUUGCACAUAGCAGCAAUGCUGGGGCACGCAGAUUUUGCGAAAGAGAUUUUGCGUCGAAAGCCUGAGCUUGCUGGGGAGUUGGAUUCAAGGCGAUCAUUGCCUCUUCACUUGGCGUCGGCGAAAGGGAACCUCGAAAUAGUAGAAGUAUUGUUAGCGAACAACCCCGAUAUGUGCCUAGCUUGCGAUAAAUAUGGGAGAAACCCCCUUCAUCUUGCAGUGAUGAAAGGCAGAAUCGAUGUAUUAAAAGAGUUGGUAGCCACUAAACCAAGUGCAGCCAAAGUUGAGGUGGAUCACGGUGAGAGCAUGCUGCAUCUUUGUGUGAGAUACAAUGAGUUCGAGGCUUUGAAGCUCUUGGUAAAGGCCUUGAAUGAUAAUGAACUCGUCAAUGCUAGGGAUGAUAAUGAAAACACUAUCCUGCACCUGGCUGUUGCUGAUAAACAAAUUGAGACCAUAUCAUUUUUGCUUACCAACACCAGGGUGGAAGUGAAUGCUCUAAAUGCAGAUGGGCUUACAGCUCUGGACAUCCUGGUUCGAAAUCGGUGGGAUGUGAGAGACAGAGACAUCGGAGAGGCUCUUCAAAAGGCCGCAGGGGGCCUAAGAACCACAGUCAUGCCCUCAUCUGCAAGUGAACUCAGGACCAUAAGGGUUCAGAGCACUCUGCCCUUAUCUGCAAAUACCCAAUUCAGGCCCAUUAAUCUGGUGCGAGGACCCAAGUUGGAAAAGAAUGCGAAUCAGGAGAGCUGGUUGUCAAAGAAAAGAGAAACACUGAUGGUGGUUGCAUCCCUCAAUGCAACAAUGGCUUUUCAAGCGGGAGUGAACCCUCCUGGGGGUACUUGGCAAGACGGAAACGGGCACCAACCAGGGUCAUCAAUAAUGGCAAAAUUUCAUUCCAAAGAUUACCCACAAUUCUUUGCAUUCAACACUAUCGGAUUUGUUGCAUCACUGAGUGUGAUCCUGCUCCUCAUAUCUGGGUUGCCCUUCAAGCAUAGGGUGUUUAUGUGGGUUUUGACAGCAAUCAUGUCAGUUGCCGUUACAUCAAUGGCCCAAACUUAUGCAAUUUCUGUAAGAGUUGUGGCUCCAGCAAGUGAGGAGAAAGCACCCGCUCAAAUAAUUGAUGUUGCAGUUGCUGUGUGGUGUGGGGUUAUUGGCCUUCUUCUGUUGGGGCAUACAGUUCGCCUUCUGAAAACUCUAGCUGAAAAGUUCGGUGGGUUUAUUUGGAGAGAGAGAAGAGUGCCAGGUUUGGAGUAUAUAAAUGAUGUCAACAUAUAUGCCACGCCUUGACACCUCGUUUGAGACUAUAGAUUAUUCAGUGAAUUUAUAUUAAGAACUUUUAGUCUUAAAAAGGAAAGUUGAUAAUCUUGUUCUUAAUUUGAAAGAAACUAAGGUAGUGUUUGGAAGUAUGGAGUUCGGAAUUGAAUUUGAAUUUGUGUAUUCGGAAAAAAUAAAAAUAAAAAUUGUAUGCUAACCAUGCGUUUAAUAGAGAGCAUGAAUUUUCAAAUUUA
This is a messenger RNA of Malania oleifera, 1696 nucleotides long. RefSeq names its product ankyrin repeat-containing protein BDA1-like. Gene Ontology annotation, molecular function: protein binding. The coding region runs from base 66 to 1475 and encodes 469 amino acids. The record is from RefSeq and is a predicted model, not a curated record. Lineage: Eukaryota; Viridiplantae; Streptophyta; Magnoliopsida; Santalales; Ximeniaceae. The transcript is spliced from 2 exons.